Molecule: messenger RNA, 1407 nt
Organism: Symbiodinium pilosum
Lineage: Eukaryota; Dinophyceae; Suessiales; Symbiodiniaceae
Source: the annotation of a GenBank genome assembly
AUGACGGGCCUGGGGGAGAAGAUGCAGCACGCCGGCUACCGGACGCACCUGGUGGGCAAAUGGGACGUGGGGAUGGCUACGCCCUUGCACACUCCGCUUGGGAAGGGAUAUGAUUCCUGGCUGGGCUACUUCCAGCAUGCCAAUGACUACUGGCAAGAAAGCAUGCCCUUAGCAUCCACAGGCAAUGUUGACAUUUGCUUGAAUAAGUUCAGAGACUUCUCCAUCUACAACAGAACGUACCGGGCGGGUGUCACAGAAGCCGUGGCUAGCGAGUUUGGAUGCAAUGCCAAUGUCAAGCAUGUCCAGAAAACGGGAAUCAAGCCGCAGGUCAAUGCAACUGGUUGCAACAAGGAUGAUCCCGACUACUGUCUUCCCGACGGUUGCUUCGAAGAGGCUAUGUUCAACCAGUAUGCCCUGAAGAUCAUCAGGGAGCACGACCGCCACCAGCCCCUCUUCCUCUUCUACUCCUUCCACCUACUCCACACUCCCUUGCAGAUCCCCGAGUCCUACUUGUACAUGGACACCAUGGUGGGCAACUUGAUUGCUGCCCUCAAAGAGCGCCAGAUGUACCAAGACACGCUCAUCGUAUUCACCGCGGACAACGGCGGGCCUGUCUACGAGCCUGGCUCUGCCAACAACUGGCCCUUGAAAGGAGGCAAGUACAGUGACUGGGAGGGAGGCGUGCGAACCAACGCCUUCGUGUCGGGUGGCUUCGUGCCCUGGGCGCGGCGUGGCACGAAGUUCAGCGGUGUGAUCUCCAUCGCGGAUUGGUAUGCAACGCUGGCCACCAUCGUGGGCGUUCCCGUCCACGACGAGAAGGCGGAGGAAGCCAACAAGUACUUGGUUCAGAAUGGCUUGCCCCUGCUACCCCCAGUGGAUGGCCGGCCCCAGUGGGAGAACAUUGUUUGGGACAUCAACGGCCGCAGGGAUGCGCUGCAUCUUAGCCAGGAGGCCCUCCUGUGGUGGCCUUUCAAGCUUGUGACGGGCCAACAGCCGUACAGCUUCCACCAAGGCCCGGUAUACCCCAACUGCACAACGGAAGAAGGUCUGCAUGCAGACGAGGGGCCCAUCUUCUCCGACAUGCAUGUUUUUGGCGAGCCCAUCUACCCGAGCGCGAAUGCCACGCAGCAGGACCAGCUCACGAUGGCCAGCGACUGCGGCUACGGCGGCUGCCUCUUCAACGUGGAGCGCGACCCCGAGGAAUUAGAGGACCUUGCCGCGGACCCGGUCUACUCCGAUUUGCUCUUCCAGAUGCAGAAGAAGCUCUACUACCUCAACGAAGGCAACUUCAACCCCAACCGCGGCGAGCCAGCCGUCGGAGCGUGCCUCCAAGCCGCCGACCUCGGGGGCUUCUACGGUCCUUUCCUAGAGGUUGAUGACUUCUACAAGGGAGUGCACCUCACGGAG